Colletotrichum orchidophilum is the source of this 1749-nucleotide messenger RNA. RefSeq names its product NOL1/NOP2/sun family protein. Gene Ontology annotation, cellular component: nucleolus. The record is from RefSeq and is a predicted model, not a curated record. The transcript is spliced from 2 exons. Gene Ontology annotation, molecular function: methyltransferase activity. Gene Ontology annotation, biological process: rRNA base methylation. The coding region runs from base 1 to 1749 and encodes 582 amino acids. Lineage: Eukaryota; Fungi; Ascomycota; Sordariomycetes; Glomerellales; Glomerellaceae.
AUGUCGCUGUACCACGAGACCGCCGACGUUCUUUCGGCGAGCUCCGACCACGGCGGCAGCUUGAAAAGUCGCGUCUUUGGCAAAAAGGGUCUCAAGUCGCCGCCGGCGCAGGUGUACGCCCUCGCGCUUGAGACGUGCAAGUGGAGCGCAAUCCUAAAGGAGGUCAUCGAGGCGGCGGAGCUUUUGCGCCAUGAGCGCAAGCUCACACCCACGCUGGCGCUUCUGCUGGUGCACGACUUCCUCUUGGCCAAGAAGGGCAUAGCGCUGCCUCAGUCUCACGGACUCAGGACGGCCAUUGAACGGCACAGGGCGAGGCUGGCCUCUGAGCUUACGCGCGCCCGUUUGAGGAGGAAGAUGUCGUCAUUGGAACUGCUGCGAGCCGACGUCAACGCCAACGCGGACCCUGAGGGAAGACACCCACGGUGGAUCAGGGUGAACGUGCUCAAGAGUAAUGUGGAGGACCAGCUGGGGACCACCUUCAAGGGGUAUGAAAGGGCGCUUUCCAUCGAGGCCGUGACACAGGCAACGGGCAAGGCCAUCUUCAUCGACAGUCACAUUCCCUUCCUCUUGGCAGCAUCACCCGGCACGGAUGUGACCAAGACGCAGGCCUAUCUAAAGGGAGAGAUCAUUCUACAGGACAAGGCAUCCUGCUUCCCGGCGUAUCUUUUGGAUCCGCAUUCCGAAGACGGGGACGUUAUCGACUCGUGUGCGGCGCCGGGUAACAAGACAACGCACCUAGCAGCCAUUGUCAAGUCGCACGAACCCGAGCAGGGAGCCCAAAAACAAACCAUUUUUGCGUUUGAGAGGGACUCCAAGAGGGCUCAGACGCUGGAGAAGAUGGUCAAGAUUGCAGGCAGUCGGGGCAUGACCAAGAUCGGCCCAGGCCAGGACUUUUUAGACGUUGACCCCGAGUCGGACGCGUACAAGCAUGUCGGGGCCCUGCUGCUGGACCCCAGUUGCUCUGGGAGCGGUAUUGUCGGGCGAGACUCGAUGCCAGAGUUGCAUCUUCCAGAGGUUCCGGGCCCGCCUGGAGCCAAGGGCGUCAAGGGAAAGUCGUCGAAACAGGCCAAGCCGGACGACCGCAAGCGCAAGCGGGACGGAAAGGAGGAGCCCGGUGCGGUGAUGGUCGACGAUGACGGCAAUGCGGUCGAGGUCCAGUCGGAGCAGGAGUUACAGAAGCGCCUGGACGCAUUAGCCGGCUUCCAACUGACGCUUCUGCUCCGCGCCAUGAAGUUUCCCGCAGCCAAGAAGAUUACCUAUUCCACCUGCUCGAUUCACGCAGAGGAAAACGAGGGCGUCGUGAUCAAGGCGCUCGCGUCAGAGGUUGCAAAAGAGCGCGGUUGGAAAAUCCUGCCGAGGCAGAAGCAGGUUCGCGGUAUGCGAGAGUGGCCCGUCCGCGGGCUUCCCGAGGCGGCGGGAGGUGACGGGUCCGUGGCGGAGGCGUGUAUCCGGACAUACAAGGGCGAUGGCCAUGGCGUUAUGGGAUUCUUUGUUGCCGCGUUCGCGCGAGAUGGGAAUGAUGGGACAGUCGACGAGGACGGCCCAUACUUGAGAGAUGACGAGGGGCGGAUCAUGAGGGAUAUGACCGGGAUGCCCGUGCUGAAGAGUACGGGGAAGCCUGUGGUGUUGGCGAAUGCGAGUGUUGGCGCGCCGGAGGAAGAUGGAGAUUCGAGUGAGGAGGACGAGAGCGAGAGCGAGGACGGAAGCGAUCGAGACGGCGACGAGGAUGAGUGGACUGGGUUUGACUAG